UGACCAUUGAAACAAUGCUGACUCAACCAGUGUGUGCCCAGUGGGUUGUUACUCAUAUCUUGAUUUGCAGUAAUAAUUGCAGGAUACUAUAACUCUGUUAAUUUACCUUUCGAAUACAGUAUCACAUUACCUCCUGUAAACGAAUGGAAUUAUCCUUAUAUCUAAGGAAAUGGGUGUAAACACUUUUAGUUUCACAUUAGGUCGUCAUGCGCAGCAUGUUUGUGUACGGCUACGAUUUUUGAAGAGUGUCCAUGUCCAAGUUUGAUCUCAUUAACUUCUGAGCGUCAUCGAUUGAUAUUCUUCUGCAAUACGAAAAAUAGAUUGUGUCUUGACUUCACUCUGAUUGAAAAGAACGAAGAUGAAAAUGUCAGAGGACCACGACGCGCACGUUCUCAACAUUACCACAUGUACAGAAAUUAACCGGUCUUUUACGCACAGAUUUUUGCCAGCGGUGUUCGUGCUGGUGUUUGUCAUCGGAACAUUUGCAAACUUCUGUGGGUUAAAAACUGUUUUUACACGCUGGAAGAAAAUUGGAAGUAUGAACAUAUUUAUUCUCAACCUUGGAAUAGCGGACUUGCUAUACCUAUUUACAUUACCAUUUUUGGUUGUCUAUUACGCGCUAAACAGUAAAUGGAUAUUUGGACAAACAUUCUGCAAGAUCACCAGAUUCUGUUUCAAUUUGAAUCUCUACGGCAGUAUCGGGUUCCUGACAUGCAUCAGUAUUUAUCGAUACCUUGGUAUUGUGCACCCAAUGAACGUGAUGGGAAGAAUCAACACUCGCCACUCGGUGGCAAUAAGUUUUCUUGUCUGGAUUUUGGUUUUUAUUCAGAUACUUCCCGAUAUGUUCUUUGACAAGACAGCACCAAAUUCCUCAGAUGCGUGCUAUGACUCGACAGCCGACCACCUUAUCAAGGAUUACCUGCCGUAUAGCAUUGGCUGGACUGUUACCGGAUUCGUUAUACCAUUGCUCGUCAUUCUUGCUUGCUAUGGACAUAUAGUAGUGGUCCUUGCCACCAAAGCCAACGUCAAUACUUUAUUGAAACAGAGGUGUCUAAAACUAGUCAUCAUCUUGACUGUGUUAUUCUCAAUUUGCUUUAUCCCAUACCAUGUUUUGAGAAAUCUCAAUUUGAAGAUAAGGAUUUUGAAAAUGGAAGGCACUUGCAAAGCAAGCUUCGAUGACAUCUAUGUUGCUCAUCAAAUCAGCCGCGGCCUGGCUUGCCUGAAUAGCGCAAUCAAUCCGUUGAUUUACUUGAUUGGAAAUGAUGAUUUUCUCAUGCGCUAUCAUAAUGUCACCAAACGAGCCAGGAUGUCUCUUGUUCAUUGGACUGGUGCUGUAAUUUACCGCAAGGCAGAUCCACCAACAGAAUAAUUUCAACCAGAAAACUUUGACCAGCUAGUUAUUUAAACCAAUAUUGUACCAAAGGCCUGUAUGUAAAUAUGCUGUACUCUAUGCUUUAUUCAUCAUUCUCUGAGUAUUUUAUUGUGUUAUGUGAGAGCCUGUGAGUGGCUGAAUGCACUUGUGUAAAGUGAUAUACUGUUCCAUUUAGUCAGUGAUAUGUAGAGCUAUAUCACUGAAAAAAAAAACUCAAUAUGCAUUUCUGAUAUUACAUAAGAAUGACAGGUAUUCCAGCAUCCUAUUACAUACCAAUGACUGAAGUAUUCCUCUGUUUUCAAUAAACAAUACAAAUGUGUCAAG
Messenger RNA from Oncorhynchus kisutch (coho salmon), 1696 nucleotides. Its product is annotated as P2Y purinoceptor 1. Gene Ontology annotation, molecular function: neuropeptide receptor activity. NCBI's taxonomy places the organism in Eukaryota, Metazoa, Chordata, Actinopteri, Salmoniformes, Salmonidae. Gene Ontology annotation, biological process: G protein-coupled receptor signaling pathway. Gene Ontology annotation, cellular component: membrane. Bases 359 to 1369 code for a protein of 336 amino acids. The record is from RefSeq and is a predicted model, not a curated record. The transcript has a single exon.